AUGGAUAAAACAGUAUCGGCAGUAGUAGUGGCUGAUUCUGAGUUAUCAGAUAGCUCUGGAAAAAUAGCCAAGGACAAUUUCGCGGUAAUGUUCAAUGCACUUGCCGCGAAACCCCCUCCGGAUCAGAGUGAAUCAGUAACUCCAGAAGAUGGACGUAUAGCACUAUGUGAUACCGCGCGUUUGGCUAGUUUCAGUCCAGCAACAGAGGAGGAGGUGAAAAAGCUUGUUCAACAGUCAGCUAAUCUUGAACUCCUCCCAAUAUUGACGAAAGUACUGUUAACCAUGAACGAUACUUCAAGUCUUCUGAAGGAAAUUGGACUGAAAAUAUGUGGGCAUGCAGACAAAAAGUCUUUUAACAUACUCUACAGGGCGGACACUGAGGUCAAAGUAGAUGAAUUCCAUUCCAAAUGUGAUGGAAAAGGACCAACAGUCACAGUUCUUUAUUUGAAAAACAACACGAUAUAUGGAGGAUAUACAAGCGAAGAUUGGUCUUCGGAUAGGAGGAAAACAAAAGCGGAUAAACACGCAUUUUUAUUCUAUAAGAAUGAUCAUGUUGACGAAAAGUGUAAUUUCAUCCCAAUCGCAGAAGACAUGCAGAGUAAAGCUAUUACUUGUGAUGCCAAUUUUGGACCGACAUUUGGAUGGGGCGCAUUGUUUACGAAACGUUACGAUCUUCAAACAUUUAAAAAAGAUAGCAAAUCGGAGAGUGAAUAUAGGGACGGCUCCCUAAUUUUGAAUGGCGCAAUGAACAUUGGAUGUGCAUAUGAAACUGAAUCUAGAAACGUCAGGAGGGAUAUUGUGUCAAAGUUCCCUGGAGAUGAAAGUGCGGUUCCAGAGCAAACACACGUUGCAGAUCCUUUAAUCAUAAAACGCAUUGUGGUGUAUCAAGUUGUAGAUACAUUGCAGGAUAUAGAAUUACAAGAAAUGAAAAAGCGUAUUGAAGAUUUCCAACCAGUACCUGGACUUGGUAUAAAAAAGUAUAACAUACUGCUUCUCGGAGCCAUUGGAUCUGGCAAGUCGAGUUUCUACAACACUAUGGCAACCGUUUUUUCAGGCUCAGUUAAAUUACAUGCCCCUGCAAGAGGCGCUGAAAGAAGUGUUACUGAUGAGAUGAUCCUCGCAUAUGAACUUAAAUCUAAAAGUGGAAAGCAUUUAAACCUUCAAAUUUUCGACACAAGAGGAUUCCAGGAAAACAGAGGAUACAACAAUGAGCUUGAAAAAAUUCUCAAUGGAAGAUUACCAGUUGAAUUUACUUUUCCAGACCAAUCAGCACCUGUAAAAGAGGAUGAACUGACUCAUGCAAGUUUGAAACAGGAAAUGCACAUGGUGUGCUUCGUAACAGGAACUUCGAACUUAGACACUAUUACCAACGAACAACGUUUACCAAUGGUUGUUGUUGUGACAAAAUUUGACGCAUUCAGUGAAAGUAUAUUGGAAGAUGCAAACCAAGUUUAUAGAUGUUUGGAGGCUCGUGAUGCUAUAAAAAGGAUGCCAAACGUCUUUGGAAUACAGGAGAAAUAUAUUUUCCCAAUUGUGAAUUACAUCAAUGACGACGAAAUAAAAGAAGGCAAUGACAGGCUAGCACUACAAGCUUUAGACGCAAUGGUUAGACUGACAAAUGACUAUCUAGAAAAUCUUAAAGGUAUUAUCAUAUAUAAGUUAUUAUGGUAG
Molecule: messenger RNA, 1671 nt
Organism: Mercenaria mercenaria
Lineage: Eukaryota; Metazoa; Mollusca; Bivalvia; Venerida; Veneridae
Product: interferon-induced protein 44-like
Exons: 7
Coding region: 1-1671 (556 amino acids)
Source: RefSeq, a predicted model, not a curated record